AUGUGUUAUCGAAUGUUGCAAUUACAAGAAGUUUCACUGAGUAUCCGUGUGCAAAAGAAUAGUAUCUUCUGCACAUCCUAUACAAGAAGUUUCAAUAUGAAUCUUGACCAUCUCUCUGUUGAAAAUCUGUCAUGGAAAGAUUGUAUAUCUUCUGGGAAAGUUGUUGGAGACCCAAACAGUCACCAACUCAGAUAUAAGACAUGUGUGGUGUUGGGGUGGCUACGUCUGCGUCUCGCAUAAGAAUAGUGUCUUCUGCACAUCCUAUACCAGAAGAGAAUGACAAGGGAAUUUCUUCAAACUACAAUGCAUUAAUAAGAAAACAGCUUUAACUCCAAUGUUGUAAACAAGUCUCCAGUUAUUGUGUGAGAAUUUAC
Messenger RNA from Lactuca virosa, 374 nucleotides. The record is from the annotation of a GenBank genome assembly. NCBI's taxonomy places the organism in Eukaryota, Viridiplantae, Streptophyta, Magnoliopsida, Asterales, Asteraceae.